CACGGGCUGGCAGUUAGAUUAUACGAGUCAUGGUUUACACAAAGAAAAAUAUGAUUAAAGUAUUUACAAUUAUUGUGCUUUUAGCUGCGGGGCUCCAGUGUAAAGUAAUACCGGACGAAGUCCCGGUUCCGAUAUCUCCAGAAGAACGAUCAGCUGGAGAAUCUGAUAUUUCCGCAGAACAACGCAUAGUUGUUAAAUCCGAUUCUUCCCCAGAAGAACGAUCACUUGAUAAAUCCGAUGACGCACCAAGCAACGAAGCAAAUUCAAGAAGUACACAAGAAAAUUCUAGAGAGGGGACAGUAGAAGAAAAAGAAGCUAAGUCUAAGUCUGACACGUCGGAAGCGACUGAAGAACGUAGCGCUGCAGAAUCGGGAAGCUCGGAAAGGCACGAACGAUCUACCGACGAAACCAGCAAGGAAGGUAAGAAGGAAGAAACCAGGUCAGCAGACGUUAAUGAUGAAAAAGCUGCCAUCAGAGCAUCCAAUCCAGAAAAAUCUGCAGAAUCUAGUAGAACUGGAGUAAUACCAUGUGCUAAGUGUGCAGGGACUUUAAGGAAUUCUAAGGGAAAUAGUGACUCAAGCCAAAGUAGAUCAGGUGAACAUGAUAAUGCGGCGCCAGAAUUAAAAUCAGGAAUUAUUAAAACUGAAACUGCUGAUCGAGAUGAUGCAUCACAUAUAAAUAUUAAAGAAUCAAGACGAGCUCCUGAAGAAGAUAACAUAGAAAUGUCCAAUCUUCGAAGUGCAAGCGAAGAUAAUUCUAAAACCGGAUCUGGAGAAAACAAGAACUCUAAAAUAGCACCAGUUGAAUUAAAAGGCGCUAGUGAAUAUUCGCAAUUAAGAACUGCAGCCCCAGAAGAGAAUGUACCAACUUCCAUAGAUGCUGAACAAGAUGCCAGAUCAGAUUUAUUAUCAGAUGUCGGUGUUGAAUCGCUGGUGAGAUCUGAUAUUGAGGCUUUAACUGACAUUUCUCCAAUAAAGAGUCUCAGAAUUUUCCAUCAAAAAUCUCCUCUUCGAGAUGGUACACCUGAUUUGCCAGAAGUAGCAGCAGCAGAAACGAGAAUGGCUCCACAAGAAGACUCGCCACUGUCAGGGCUGCAGGUUAAUUCUUUCGGUAACAGCGAGUCCGGUCAGUCCGAAUAUCCGUAUUCGCCUUUAGAAAAUUCAAACCCCGAUAUUUCUAACAUGUUACCAUCGUUUUCUAACAUACUUUCAAGAAAUUCUUUUCCAACUGGGAAGUCAUUUACUUCACCGCAAAAUUCGUUUCCACCGUUUGAUGCAAAUAAAACAUUUAAGUUGCUGUCACCUUUUUCAUCGCCGGAAGGUAAUGGAGGGUUUAAACCUCUGCCACCGCUGCCACCUCUGCAACCAAUGGAACCCUUUAAGCCACUGCCUCCGCUGCGUCCUCUAGAGUUUAAUAGACCAUUCGAAUCACGACUUUUACCACCGCUGGAACCAAUGAAACCAUAUGAACUGCUGCCUCCUCCUUGGCAACUGGAUGGGAAUGGACAAAAUGAACUGCAGCGAUUUCUUCCACCGCUAGAACACUUCGGAAUGUUUAAACCGCUACCUCCACUUCGCCCUCUUAUAAGGAAUAGACUGUUCGAACCAUUGCCGCCGCUGCCACCUCUCGAACCGAUUGGACCAUUUAAACCACUGCCCCCUCAUCGGCCGUUAGAGCGUUUCGCACAAUUUGGAUCACUAUCAUCGCAAGAUCAGAUAAAUAUAUUCAAGAUACUGCAACACCUUCAACCACAGCCUAUUCAAUCAAAACCACCUUCGUUUAAUCAUUCGCCAAGUGUGUUUUCGCUACGACAAGCCGCGCCUGAAGGGUCGCCACAGAGUUCUGAAGGAUUUUCUAGAACUUGGCACCGCGCUGUUGCGACGCCCACUACAGCUAUGAGUUUUUCGAGAACGGUCGAAUACCAGUAGACUUUCAUAAAGUUAA
Molecule: messenger RNA, 1944 nt
Organism: Cydia strobilella
Lineage: Eukaryota; Metazoa; Arthropoda; Insecta; Lepidoptera; Tortricidae
Exons: 3
Coding region: 30-1928 (632 amino acids)
Source: RefSeq, a predicted model, not a curated record